CCCACCGAUCGCUGGGGGGGCCCCCCCGAGGAGCCCCCCCGGAGGGGCCCCCCGUGCCUGGAGUGCCGGGGACGGGGGGCCGGGGGGGGACACCCCCCGCUGCUGACGGUGGAGCCCCCGAGCGACAGCUCCGCCGACCUGAGUGACCGCUCGGACCGCGGCUCCAUCAACCGGGGGGGCCCCUACGAGCCCGAGGGCACCGGGGGGGGCACCUUACCCCGCUCCGGGCCCCCCCACCGCUGCUUCCACCCCGAGGG
Pyrgilauda ruficollis (rufous-necked snowfinch) is the source of this 257-nucleotide messenger RNA. Its product is annotated as IQ motif and SEC7 domain-containing protein 2-like. The transcript has a single exon. Lineage: Eukaryota; Metazoa; Chordata; Aves; Passeriformes; Passeridae. The record is from RefSeq and is a predicted model, not a curated record. The annotation marks the transcript as partial.